This is a messenger RNA of Salvelinus fontinalis (brook trout), 7872 nucleotides long. RefSeq names its product E3 ubiquitin-protein ligase rnf213-alpha-like. The record is from RefSeq and is a predicted model, not a curated record. NCBI's taxonomy places the organism in Eukaryota, Metazoa, Chordata, Actinopteri, Salmoniformes, Salmonidae. Gene Ontology annotation, biological process: ubiquitin-dependent protein catabolic process; negative regulation of non-canonical Wnt signaling pathway; sprouting angiogenesis. Gene Ontology annotation, molecular function: ATP hydrolysis activity; ubiquitin-protein transferase activity. The annotation marks the transcript as partial. The transcript is spliced from 25 exons. Gene Ontology annotation, cellular component: membrane; cytosol; nucleolus.
AAGACCGCUGUCCAGAAAGCUCCAAAGGCUGCUGACGCGAAGACCGCUGUCCAGAAAGCUCCAAAGGUUGCUGACGCAAAGACCACUAAGAACAAGAAAGACGUGGCCAACUCAAAGCAGACGAACCUGGACCAGAAUGCGAACGUGAACCAGAAUCCUAAGCAGAACCAGACCAGACAGGACAAACAGAAAGGGACAGAUGAUCAUCAGAACCAGGAUUCGAAGCAAACCACCGCUGGAAAUAAGAUGGUGUUUGGCUCUCAGAAGAAAUCAGAGGUGGAGAGCAAAGGCUCCAGUGUGGACCCACAGGUGAAGGUGGAGAACAUGGAGGUCCAGCAGCAGCCUUCCCGUGGGGGAGGAGACGCCUCCUCACCUACACCACAGAGCCCAGGCGUCAAGAAAGAGAAACAGAAAGACAACAAAAGCGAUGACUCUGAAACCAAGGGUCAGGAUGUUCCACCACCAAAAAGGAUCCCUCCAGGGAAAAAACAGGUCUCUGCAAGUGAGAGACUCACAAUCUAUUUCCACGCUGUCCUCUCAAAGGAUUUCAAGCUGAACCCGGACGAGGACCGCAUCUUCAUCAGGGCUGGGGGGAACAUUGGGAACUGGGAUACCGAUACCGUUGAGCUCACUGUGUCUAAGGAUCUUGGAGAGCAUGGGUUCCUAGUCGAAGGGAGCUUGAUCACAAGCAAAUCUAAUGCAACCGUGUCCAUACCAUACAAGUACCUCGUCUACAAGCUUAAAAAGCAAAAGUACGAGUAUGAGUACAUAUACAAACUGGAUUCUACCUACCCCACCACCAACAGAUGUCUUUUUGUCAAAUCCCAUCUGCUUAAUGAAGAAGGGGACUGGCAUCAGUAUGAUGACAUCAUCUGUGUGGAGCCAUCCAAGAAUGUGCUCAAGCGGCUAAAAGACGCUUUUUGGACGGGUCAAAGGAAAAGUGUCAUCGAAGGCCGAGAAAUCGCAGGGAAAGUUAUGCUGGAGAGUAUAUUUGACCUCCUCAGGAGCUGGACUGACAUUAACUUCAAGAGUUUCCUCAAUCAGCUGAAUCAGUUUUACCAGAUCUAUGGGAACCCGUUUGUCUAUGAGGAGACACACAAGAAAUGGUACUCCUUAGACUACGACGAAAAAGAUGUCAGGAAGCUGCUGAAGCAGUUCAUGCUGGAUAACGUUGUUCCUCAGCUGCAGAAGGAGGGUGAGGGGAAAAGCUGCUUCAUCCAGGACCCCAUGAGGGCAGCCGUGGUCAUGCUGUACGUGUGGAAGCAGUUCGGCCUCAGGCUGGACCACGGAGAGUCCACCCGGCUCUGCACCGCCCUGUGCUUGCCCAAGCUGCCCAAAGACUCCUUCCUGCAGUACUGGACCGACUUCGCCCAAGCCGUCUCCGGUCUCAAAAACUUGCCAGACAUGUUGGUGGCUCUGAUCAACAGUGUGAAGACUGAAGGGCCCCGGUGGAUUUUGGUGCUCCCCCUGCUCCACCUCCUCAAGGGAUCCUCCAAACCGUUCACACCCAUAUCUACCACUGUCACCACCAAGUACGAGCAGUCCUGGGCGGGCCUCCAAGGCCUCAAAGCAGACAUGACACUCAACAGCCAGGACAGGAGAGCGAUGUUGAAUCUCAUGAAAAACAAUGGCCAUCUGGUUGAGAUGGACAGACUAGUGUCUCGGUCCUGGAUGUGUCUGCUGCCCAUAGAGGACCUGAUGGAAUGCAGCGUCCUCAUCAACGUGGACCUGCUGGACCUGCUCCAUCUCUUCACUCUGAGGGCCCCUCAAGAUGUCACCUAUAGCAACAAGCAGUAUGUGUCGGACACUCUCUCACAUAUUCAAAGCAAUCUCAUCGAGGAGAAAUACAGUUGUUUUAGUGAGGCGUAUGGCAGAGAAUGCUUGGCAACAGCAGUGAAACUUUUUGAGAAGAUCUGCAAAGGAGUCCGGUCCACUUCAACCUACACUCAGAACUUCACAGACAUCCCUGUGGCAUGCAUGAACAUGGUUGUCUCUGUAUCUGAGUUUGCCCGGGCCUUUGAGUCACAGGCAACUAAGGACGUGGAAAGAGAGCAUAUGCAUGCCAAGGAGCUGGAGCUGCUAUCCGAGGCGAUGGUGAUCGUCAGAUCCUGGAUCGGCAAAACCUUCAGAGAGCGGUUGCUGGCCAGGGGUAUGACCACCUUGUACCUCAGUGUCAAUGUCACCACAGAGAUAGAGAUGUGGAACAACAUAAUCUCUCUCAAGUUCGCCAAUGACGAUUUCACAAAAGAAUGGAGACAAACGUUCACUAGGGACUUGGAGGGCAAACUGAAACAGGAGUCUCCUCUGGAUCAGAUAGAGAUCUACUGUUCCAAGAUUGAGGUCCUGAAUGAAUCUCACCCUCACGUAGCCAAGAGUAUCGAGAAAUGUGCCCUGGAAGCUGUCACCUCACUGUGCCAGAGCAAGUCUGAGGGUAAACUCUUUGACCGGUUGAAGAUAAACUGGAAGUUUGGCAAACUCAUCUCAGCCAUCAUCCAGAAGUCCUGGCCGAGAAACGAGCGUGGUGAUUACCACGAAGACGAAGACGUGGUCUUUCAACACCUGCUCUCCUGGACAGCCGCCAAGAACAUCUUCCAGCUACACGGUGCAGAUGAAAAGCUGAUUGAGCAGCUCUCUGAAGAAGCCAGGGACAGGAUGGCCGUAGCUAUCUCUUCCUUCACUGCCAUCUCCAACCAGCUGGUCCACGGAAACAUCCGGAUCAAACUGCUCAACUCCGUCUUGGGGAAGAGGGAUACCUUCACAGAGCUGCUGAAAAUAGACUGUCUUUCGGAGAAUGAGCGCUACAAGGACAGCGCCCCCAUGAAAAGGCUGCUAAUGUGUAGGCAGGAGGAGGUGAAAGCUGUCUACCAUGAGAAGGAGCUGGUGGAAGUCCUGCUUACUAUGAGCCGCAAACUACAGGAACAUGUCGUAGUUCAAUUUGAAGGCUUGGAAGCAAGACUUCAGACCAACAUUGAGGCAAUGACCCUUGACCAAUUCAUGGGGGUCCAUCCAUUCGAUCAACUCUCAUCUCCAACGGCCGGUGUAGUCACCUUCUUCGAACUUGAGGACGAUGUGAGAGAGAUGGCAGAGGUUCUGCACAGAUUUAAAGACAGCUACAUCUUCAAGUUGUGCUGGGAGAAACAGGCCCAAGACCUUGCCAGAGGAGAUACAUAUGAUGAAGAACCUGAGGAAUCGGUUGACUACUUUGUAGGACCAGUCGAGAUACACAGUGAUAUUUUUCUUCCUUGCUACGCGAAGUACGAUAAGAUCUACAAAUGCCUGAAGAACGGCAGCCUUCGGCUCGAAGAGGUCGAUACUCUCUUCAAGGCCUACAGGGGCAAGUACGAAGAGCUGGCGCAGGACUUUGAUAUCAUGUGCAGAAACGACAAGUCGGAUAACAAACAGUGGAUCCAGAGAAGGGUGCAGCAGAUUGAGCAGUACCACGAGCUUCACCUGGCUGUGGAGUCUGCUCAGGUCAUCAUGUUGGUCAAGCAGACGCUCAACCUUCAAGGCAACUUCCAAGUCCUGCAGACACUGCUAGAAGUUACGCAUGAGGACUUUAAGAGGGAGCACCUGGAUCGUAUUGACAAUGACCUGAUGCAGACAAAGCUGGUUCUGGUGGACAUCACAGAGCCCCGCAGACUGUGUCUCCAGGAGCUCGGCCUCAGGAAAAACUUUGUUAUCUGGGUUAAAGAGGCUCUUGAAGAUAUCAACGAGCUUAAAGUGUUUGUUGACCUGGCUUCCAUCUCUGCUGGGGAGAAUGACCUCGACGUGGACCGGGUGGCCUGUUUCCAUGAUGCUGUCCUGGGUUACUCUCCGAUGCUGUACGAACUGAAGCCAGACUCCGGUUUCCAGGCCUUCAAGGAGGUGCUGAAAAAGCUGUGGAGGGCAUUGGAUAAUGACAACAACCUCCCAAAGAAGCUACGUGACACAGCGCGCCACCUGGAGUGGUUGAAGACUGUGAAGGACAGCCAUGGAUCUGUGGAACUAUCCUCUCUCUCCUUAGCAUCAGCCAUCAACAGUAAAGGAAUCUACAUCAUCAGUGCCCAGAACCAAAAGAAGUUGAGCCUGGACACGGCCCUGAAACUGCAGAUCCCAGAGGAGCACGACGAGGGCCAUGAGAUGCGCCGUUACUCCCUGGAGGACCUGAGGGAACUGCAGAACAAACUCAUGCUCAUGUCUGGGAAAGGCGACCAGGGCCAGUGUGAGGUGGACCAGUUUGCAGAGGUUUUCGCCAGUGUCCAGAGGCUAGCUGUGGCAUUCAUUGCCCUGUUCACGGCAGGGAACCCCCUGUUCAGACACUGGGAGGCCAACAUCAACUGUAGUUCCCUCAGCCAAGACGCCGGCAUCUUCAUGGACUUCAACCUUGGCAGCAUUGUCAGUGAGAUUAUGGUGGAUGGCAGCAUCGUGGAGCAGCUUCCUGAGCUGUGCAGGAAGAUGGAGAAGUGUCUGAAGUACUGGAACGACUUCAUGGACAAACAGAGAUCCCACAAUUACUACCUGAACUACUACACUGCCGAGCAGAUCGUAUACCUGUGCAGUAAGCUGACUCAGCAGAAUGUGUCGAAUUUGGAGGAACAAGUUCUCAUGAUGCUCUCCUUUGUCAAACCCAACUGCACAGCUUCCGAUCUUAGGCAAACCUGGCACACACUGCAAUACGAGAUCCUCACUAACCCACCUGUGCAAAAUGAGGACGUUGACUUCCAGACUUUUGUUGAGGUGCCGAGCGGUGUACAGGGAGGUCUGGAUUUCAUUGGAGAGUUGAAUCUCUCUUCAGACAAUCUUCCAAGUCUUGUGGAGCACAUUAGCGGCUCAGGAAAGUUGGACUUGAUGUGGAACGCCUACAUGAGAGACAUGAAGUGUUUCCUCCCAGACACUCUCGACGUCCGAAGCUUUGGAAGACUGCUAGAAAUUCUGGCCAACAUAAGUGAUGAGAAUGAAGGAGACAUGACUGAUGAGAAGAAAUACAAAAGCAUUGAAAGAUUGAUGCCCAAGGGCCUGGCUAUCGGAAGUCCAAACCUCAUAGUUUCCCCACACGACGAGAUCCUGACGUCUUGCAUCUCCAUUUACAUGAGCAGCAAACACGAGCCGCUGCCCACAUACGACGAGGUCCUAUUGUGCAACUCCUCCACACCUUACGAGCAGGUGGAGCUGUUCCUCAGACGCUGCCUCACUGCCGGCUACAGAGGAGAGAAGAUUUACACCAUGCUCUACGGCGAUCAGCUGAGCUACGAAGUCAGCUCCAAGGUGGAGAGCUUUUUCCAGCGAAUUAAAAUGCAGAGCAGGAAGGACUACAGGCUCGUGAUCAUCUGCAGCUCGGACAGAGAGCAUGCCUACCUUCCCUCGGCUUUCAGCCAGUACAGGUUACACAUGGUGCCCCAGGAACCCCUGAGCAGCAUCCAGAGAUACCUCAACAAACACUACACGGUCCCGUCAGAUCAGAGCAGUGCUGCUGCUGUGUUUAAGGACAGAAUGUUUGUUGGAGUUGUGUCGUCCAGUAGAGCUGGAGUUGGUAAGUCCCUUUACAUCAAGAGGCUGUAUGAAAAACUGAAACACUCCACCAAGAAGCCGUCACUGCUGAAAUGCAUCCGCUUGAUCGAGCCAAGGGUUGAUGAGAACGUUAUUGUUCAGUCCCUGCUGAAUACCCCCAAGUCGAAAGAGCUCAUCAUCUUCCACUUCGAUGUCACAUCUUCGGUGCGGAAAGGCCUCUAUGAGUUUCUCUUUAAACUGUUGGUCUUGGGAUAUUUGAUGGAUUCUGAGGGAAGGAUGUGGAAAUGCAGCAACAAGCAGCUUUAUGUCAUUGAGAUCCUACAGUCAACAGUAAACUUGCCCAGAAAUGGCCCAAGAGCGAAUGCAAGUGCCAACUCCACAUUCCUGGAUGUGUUCCCAAAUGUCUUCUGCCGCCCACCAAAAGAGGUUCUAGAUCUGGAAAUGAGGAUGCUGGAGGACCCCUCCGUUGUAAAGCUUGAAGACCCAUUCAUGGAUGACAAAGAGUUCAGGAGUGAAGCAUACCAACGACCCUACCAGUAUCUGACGCGUUUCCAUAAUCAAAUUGACCUGGACACCUUCAUGUACAAUGGGGUGGAAGGCACCUAUGUAGAAUGUCUACAGAUGCUCUUUAUGUUCUGUGGCAUAAUGGACCCAUCGUGGGCCGAGUUAAGGAAUUUCGUAUGGUUCCUCAACCUUCAACUACGAGACUGUGAGACGUCAGUCUUUUGUGAUGCCUCUUUCACCGGGGACACCCUCCAGGGAUUCAAGAACUUUGUGGUGGACUUCAUGAUUCUGAUGGCCAAGGACUUUGCCACACCGUCCCUCAGCAUCUCAGACCAGAGCCCCGGGAGGCAGCAAAUGGACCUGACUGGGGUCAGCGACGAAGACUUGGCACCCUUCCGGAUCAGGAAGAGAUGGGAGUCAGAACCACAUCCGUAUAUCUUCUUCAACGAUGACCAUGUGUCCAUGACCUUCAUUGGCUUCCAUCUUCAGCCCAACGAACAGAACUCUGUUGACGCCAUCGAUCCAUCCACAAGUAGGGUGAUCAAAAGAGACAUCAUGACCAGAGAGCUGUAUGAGGGUCUAAAGCUACAGAGAGUCCCUUUCAAUAUCGACUUUGACCAACUGCCCAGAGGGGAGAAGAUUGAACGCCUUUGCAACGUCUUGGGAAUCCAGUGGCCUCUUGAUCCUGACGAAACGUAUGAGCUCACCACUGACAAUAUACUGAAGAUGCUGGCCAUCCACAUGCGGUUCAGGUGUGGCAUCCCAGUCAUCAUCAUGGGGGAGACAGGCUGUGGGAAGACAAGGCUCAUUAAAUUCCUAUGUGAACUUAGGAGGAGUGGAGUGGCCACGGAGAACAUGAAGCUAGUCAAAGUUCAUGGUGGAACCAGCUCAGACAUGAUCUACAGCAAAAUCCGGGAAGCAGAAGCCAUUGCGUUCACCAACAAACAAGACUACGGCUUUGACUCUGUCCUCUUCUUUGACGAGGCCAACACCACGGAAGCCAUCAGCAGUAUCAAGGAAGUCCUCUGUGAUAAUACAGUGGAGGGAGAGUGUUUGGUGCCCCAUUGCGGCUUGCAGAUCAUCGCCGCAUGCAACCCUUACAGAAAACACACUAACGAGAUGAUUCAGAGGUUGGAGUCUGCUGGACUGGGAUAUCGAGUCCGAGCUGAAGAGACUGAUGAGAAGCUGGGUUCCAUCCCUCUCCGCCAGUUGGUGUACAGAGUCCAGGCCUUGCCCCCCAGCAUGAUACCUCUGGUGUGGGACUUUGGCCAGCUCAAUGAUCACACUGAAAAAAUGUACAUCCAGCAGAUUGUCCAGAGGGUGGUUGAGACCAACACGAUCGAUAUAGUAUACACCAGGUUGAUCGCGGAAGUCCUGUCUGCUUCGCAGAUGUACAUGCGGACGAGGAAAGACGAAUGUAGCUUCGUAAGUCUGAGGGAUGUAGAACGUUGCAUGCAAGCCUUUGUGUGGUUCUACAAAAACCAUGCGAUGCUGCUUGCUGAGCUAAAUCAGUAUCAGAGAAAUCAAAACGCAGAGAGGAGUGAGAGGAACCAGAGGGAGCCAGAAGCAAGAGACCCAGUCUUGUGGUCUGUAGUGAUGGCUCUGGGAGUAUGCUACCAUGCUUGCUUGGAAAACAAGGACAAGUACAGACAGCGAAUCUGCAAAUACCUCACUGAAACCUACACCCCAUUCAAAGUGAUGCAGGAGAUCUCCCUCAUGCAGGAUCUCCUUCUGAGCGGAGUGCCCAUGGGGGAAACUAUUGCACGAAACAACGCUCUGAAAGAGAAUGUCUUCAUGAUGGUGGUCUGUAUAGAGCUGAGAAUCCCCCUCUUCUUGGUGGGGAAACCUGGGAGUUCAAAAUCUCUGUCUAAAACCUUGGUG